Leucoraja erinaceus (little skate) is the source of this 2128-nucleotide messenger RNA. RefSeq names its product LTO1 maturation factor of ABCE1 (gene lto1). NCBI's taxonomy places the organism in Eukaryota, Metazoa, Chordata, Chondrichthyes, Rajiformes, Rajidae. The record is from RefSeq and is a predicted model, not a curated record. The coding region runs from base 16 to 525 and encodes 169 amino acids. The transcript has 5 exons.
GCGGGUGAAGCCGCCAUGGACCCGCUCACGGCCCCGGCCCCGGCCUCCACCUCCACCUCCACCUCCACCUCCGCCUCCACCUCCACCUCCACCACCUCCUCACGCCGCCCGGACACCGACCCCGACCCCGACCUGUUCGACGCCAUCGUCCUGGCCGACAACGAAUUUCGUGGAAAAGGCUAUCGUGAAGGGUUUAUUGAAGGAAGUCAAUUGGGAGAAACUGAGGGACGACGAUAUGGGUUAGCAAAUGGUGCAAAGCUUGGAUCUGAGGUUUCCUUUUACAAAGGCUUUACAAUUACCUGGAAAUCGCUUCUUCAGAAUAACCCAGAUACUAAAAACAGUAAAAGACUGAAAGUCCUAAAUUCAAUGCUGGAGAUGGUUCACAGCUUUCCCUAUGAAGACCCCACCAAUGACAGGUUGCAGGAGGACUUGGAGAAGAUGCGGGCCAAGUUUAAGCAGAUUUGCUCUUUGCUGAAUAUCCAGCCCACUUUACACAAGGAGAAAGCAGCUGCGAUGUCCUUCUGAAGCACAACGUGCGACUGGUCUUAGAGGCACUCCAUCUGGGAGAACAUUCGGGCAAAGCGGCCAUUGCACGGAGUGUCUGAGUUUACUUCUGCAUGCAAAUGUAGAGGUUGGAACUGGAUAAAGUCAGAUUGUCUCAGGGUAGUAAUGGCUCCAGUAACUGCAGUUUUGAAUGCUGCUCAAAUUUGAGCUGCAAAUAUAUAUACUGCCGGGAAAGAUGAAAUUCAGAUUCCUUCAUCCUUCAGUAAGAGGAAAGCAUUUUUAUUUUUACUUGCCGUUUUUGUCUUAAUGCCACAUGCCAAAUCUGAAUUAUUUGAAACAUACACGGGGUGGAAUAGAUCAAUAGAGUUAAAUGCAAAAAUGUUGACAACAUAUGUUGGAAAUUUCCACAUCGUCGUUGUUCUUCGGUGUUGGAUUAAAAUUGACAUGCACUUUAGAAUUGAUUGGGGAGAAAUUGCAUCAUUGUAGCGCCUGUCACAACCUCACAACCCCACAAUGUGCCUAACCUUUCCACGGAAUACUUUUGAAAUAUGGUCACCAUUGAAUUGCAGAAAUACCACCGAUGUUAGAAGAUCGAAACAUCUUGCAAUUACUUUUUUUUCUUUCUCUCUCAGUAAUGUUGUUUGAAGGAUAAAUGUGGCCAGGAUUCUGAGGGAGACAACUCCGCUGCUGGAGACUGAGCUUGAGAAAACGGGUAGUUAAUGUCUUGUCUAAAGAAGACGUUUUUACCAGGGCAGCAGUCAUUCUUUGCUGGUGGACGAAAAUGCUGGAGAAACUCAGCGGGUGCAGCAGCAUCUAUGGAGCGAAGGAAAUAGGCAACGUUUCGGGCCGGAACCCUUCUUCAGACCCUUCAUUCAUUGCUGUCUGGAGAAGUGUCUCGAACCAAAACGACAACCAUUCUUUCUCUCGAGAGAUGCGGCCUGUCCCGCUGAGUUCCUCCAGCAUUUUGUGCCUAUCUUCAUUACUGCACUGCAAGUCCACCCCACCUUACGAGCUCCUGACUUAUGGACACCCAUCGCACACCAACGUGCGCUCGGGACAAGAGGCUGCUGCAGGGCUACGGGCAUCUUCUGUUGGGUGGGGACGGGGCAGUUGUGCAAACCGUCUCUCCCCACGCCUUCCCCUCUCUCCCUCAGACACAAGUGGGGUCUGGGUCGAGUUGAGCGGAGCUGGCAACACUGGGACAGUGAGGCUACUCUUUCCUUGCCUGCUCACUCUCCCAUCUCAGCUGAACCUGUGAUCCUCUCCCAGGUACUGCUUUAGUUCAUUUCCGACGUGAACUGUUCUCCAGAACAGAGCCCUGUGGUAAACUGAGGUCUUCCUGUGGUGACUCAUUUUAAACUAUCUGCUCAUACAUGAAGCGUGAUUUAAACCAAGGCUGACACUGUGUGUCGUUUUGUUGAGAAGUGUUUGGAUAUGACUAGACAAACAGUAUUUUAACUGUUUAAUGAUGAAUUUUGUUUAAAUUGCUUAUUGUAGUUGUGUGAUAUAAAAUCUAAACAAUUAUUAAAAUUUGACAAUAUUUAUAUUGAAUUUACGGAUUUGUUUUGAAUAUACGGAUUUAAUAAAUUAAUAAAUGUUAUUAAAAGUGAUAUGUCGCUAAUCA